AAGCAGAAGUGCUGCAGCGUGGGGCUGCGUUUGUUCCUAACCCCGUUUCCUCUGUGUGGGGCUCAGUGUGUGCUCACUGGGUGCUGCCUGUGCUGCCGUCUCCUGCUGCCUCCCUGUCCCCUCGCAGCCCCAGGCAGCAGCUGUGGGGCAGGAUGGGGGACUGGACUUUGCCCAUUGGCUCCUUGGGGGAGGAGGUGGUGGCCCAGCUCUGUGAGCUCCUGGACACGGCUGGACGGGGCUGGCGCAAACUGGCGGAGGUGGCUGGGGCAGAGAAACGCUUCAAGUGCAGCGAGGAGGAGCUGGAGAUGUGCUCACUGAAGGUGCUGGAGCCCCUGGGCAGCCCCACUCAGAGCCUCCUGCAGCUCCUGGCCGAGCGAGAGUGCACCCUCUGGUACCUGCGGGGCUGCCUGCUCAGGAUGGGGCACACACGGGCCUUCCAGGUCCUCAGCGGUGCUGUCCACAAUGUGAUCCGCAUCACGGUGCAGCCGGAGUCACAGGUGGUGGCAGAGGGGACACGGGUGUCCCUGAGCUGCUGGGCCACCGGCCCAUCGGGGCUCACCUACCAGUGGUUCUGUGGGAAGCAGGAGGUGCCCGGAGCCACAGCCCCAGAGCUGCUGGUCGACACGGCUGCGCUGCCAGGGCUGCCCCAGUGGUUCAUCUGCCGGGUGAGCUGCGGGGCCGCCUUCGCCUUCUCCAGGUGGGCUCACAUCCAAGUGAAGAGGAGCCACAGCCCCGAAUCAGGCAGCGGUUACUGCCCCAACAUGGUGGGGCUGCAGAUCCUGCAGCAGCCGCGGCCGUGCUGCCUGGCUGAGGGGGACCCGCUGGUGCUGGAGUGCAGAGCUCAGGGCAACCCACCACCACAGUACCAGUGGUUCAGGAACCGGCGCCCUGUGGAGGGAGCACGAGACCCACGGCUGCAGGUGCAGCUGGUGACCACAGCCGAGCGGGGCACGUACUCGUGUCGUGUGUUCAACCUCUUCCACGAGCUGUGGAGCCAGGAGGUGGAUGUGGAGAUCGGCCCGCGGCUCUUUGCCUCCGGAGCCCCCUGGCAGGAUGGGGUUGGAGAUUCCCCAGAGCCCGGCAGCUCCGACCAGCUGUAUGCCACAGACAAAGUGGCGCUGCUGCUGGGCAACAUGCACUACAUGCACCACAAGCACCUGCGGGCGCCCAUGGUGGACGUGCACGCGCUGGGUGCGCUGCUGCAGCAGCUGGACUUCAAGGUGGUGUCACUGCUGGACCUGCGCCGGGACGAGAUGCAGAUGGCGGUCGAUGAAUUCCUGCUGCUCCUCGACAAAGGGGUCUAUGGGCUGCUGUACUACGCCGGGCACGGCUACGAGAACUUCGGCACCAGCUUCAUGGUGCCCAUCGACGCGCCCGGCUCCUACACCUCUGCCCACUGCCUGUGUGUGCAGCACGUGCUGCAGCGCAUGCAGCAGCGCCGCACCGGCCUCAACAUCUUCCUGCUCGACAUGUGCCGCAAGAGGAACCUCAAUGACGACGUCGUGCCGCAGGUUGGGGCGCUGGAGGUGACGGCCAACAUCGUCUUUGGCUACGCCACAUGUGCGGAUGCUGAAGCCUACGAGCUGAGCCAGGACGAGCUCUCCAACGGCGUCUUCGUCACCUUCCUCAAGCGCUGGCUGCUGGAGGACGAGAAGAUCACGGUGCUGCUGGACAAGGUGGCUGAGGACAUGGGCACGCUGGAGCUGACGCGGGGCCGCCAGGCACUGGAGCUGCGCAGUAACCUGUCGGAGCGGCGGGCACUGACUGACCCCAUCUGCUCCUCGGGACGGGCCGAGAGCUCCGCCAGGAACCUGCAGUGGGCCAAAGCUCACGUCCUCCCCGAGAGCCGCCAGCUGCGCUUCGACUGCGGUGUCACGGUGCAGCUGGGCUUUGCUGCAGAGUUCUCCAACAUCAUGAUCAUCUACACCCGCGUCCUGGCCGCCCCCGGGCACAUCGCUGAGUGCGUGGCCAGGCUCACCGACCUCCCCGAGGAGCUGGACGUGGACCUGAAGUGCAUCAACAGGGAGAGCCCAGAGGAGCUGGGCAGCCCCUUGGUGCCCACCUGGAGCGUCACCUGCCCGUCCUGCUGCCUGUACAGCCGCCUCUGUGGGCUGCAGAGGCUGCGGCAGGAGCUGACCUUCACCGUGUGCCUGCAGCUCCGUUACCGCGGCGGGGCCGACUUUGUGGAGGAGCAGCAGGUGGUGAGUGUGGGGCGGCCGCUCAUCUCCAAACUCAACCUGAGCCCCCGGGACCCCAGCACAGCGCCCGCCUCGGGGGGGUCCGGCAGCCCCCUGUCUGCAUCGCCCCCCGACAGCUGGGGGAACAGCCCCGACGUGAACCUGAGCCCUGAGGUGCCCGGAUCACAUGGGGUGUAAGGGGGCACAUCUGUGUACGGGGCACUACCACCCCAUAUAGAGAGCAGUGUCACCCUAUGUACAGGGCACUGCCAUCCCAUUGUAUGUAGAGCUGUGCCGCCCCAUAUAUAGGGCUGUGCCAUCUCAUACACAGAGCAGUGCCUCCCCAUACACAAAGCAGUGUCACCCUAUGUCAUAUACAGGGCAGUGUCACCCCAUAUAUAGAGCAGUGCCACCCCAUAUGGACCCCACGGUCCCUGUGGGGUGGGCAGGGGGCAGGACCGGGUGCUGCAGCUCAGAGAGGCGUCGCACCGGGGCGGGAUUGGGCUCAUUCAGGCCUAGGAGAAAUAGAGAGAAAUAAGCAGAUUAGGGGGCAAAUCCCACCGGAGGGGGAUGGGAGAGGGGAGCGGAGGGCUCCUGUACGGCAGCGGGGCGAAGAUUUUGGGGAACAAUCGGAGUCUGGGGUGUGUGUUGGGGGGGAUGGAGCCUUUCUGCUCCCACGACGUGAGCCGGGGCCGCGGGGCGCUGCCCGCUGUGUGCCAACACCACGGGGCGGCCGUGGGGGCCCCUCGACCCAAUUACGGUGGGCUGUGGGGCAGCCCCCUCCCCGCCGCCCGCCCUUUGUUGGCCGGGGGGUGCCCGGGCGUCGCGGCGGGGUCGGCGCCAACCUCUGCCAUUAUGUCAUGCGAAAAGCGCAGCCCCCAUUCAGCGCGUCCCGUCCCCCGGAUCAAACCCCAUUAAUUCCGCGGCCGUUGCUUCAUUAUCUCCCGCGCCGAGCACGCCUCUGCCCGUGGCCCAUUAGCCGGGCCGGGGGGCCGAGGGAGCAUCGAUUAUGCGUUUAAUGGGUUGUUAAAGGUUUAAUUAUCGCUAACGAAGCAGACGAGCAGCAGCAGCCGGGGGAUGGGGACGAGGAGCCGGGUCCCCGCGGGGUCAGCGCGGCCCGGACGGUGUCACCGGGAGACCCCAGCGCGGCCGUGGGCGCAGCUCCGCCCCGGCCCCGACCGGCCCCACGUGCCCCAUCAGUCGCCGUUUGGAGCCCGCAGCCCCCACGUGCUGCCAACAUCCCGUCGCUGCCCGGCGGUGCCACCCACCACCUCAGUCACGUCCCUGCUCCCAUCGGGUCCCCGCCGGCCCCAUCGGGGCUGAGCCCCCCCUUUUCCGCCCGGCAAUUACGGCAGCUUCGUGCCCCGCUGGGGAGCAAUUAGGGCCGGAGUGACGGCGGCGCAGAUUCCCCCUGACAAGCUGGCGGGACGCGGGCCGGGAUCCGGUCACCCGUGUGCGGGGACGGCGGCGUUUCCCGGCGGAUGCGGAGCGUGGCCGGUGUUACCGUGGGUUUCCCGGUCGCCGAGCAGCGCAGCGCGACCCGCUGCUCCCACCCACCAGCACCGCGCCCUGAAAAAACAACAGCCCCCGUUUGUUCCCUACGAAACCGGAGAGUUUCUGUUUGUGCGUAAAAAAGGAAAAG
Molecule: messenger RNA, 3819 nt
Organism: Coturnix japonica (Japanese quail)
Lineage: Eukaryota; Metazoa; Chordata; Aves; Galliformes; Phasianidae
Product: mucosa-associated lymphoid tissue lymphoma translocation protein 1-like
Biological process (GO): proteolysis
Molecular function (GO): cysteine-type endopeptidase activity
Source: RefSeq, a predicted model, not a curated record